AUGAUUUUGUUACUGUUUAUUUGGGCUAAUCUCUUCCAGUCUUCCAAAUCAGCUGAAAUCACUUGUGACUUUCAAAUAUUCGGACAUUUCAUGGGUGAUUCAAUUGGAUGGAAAUACUUUUAUAUUUUCAAUGGGUCACUUCCAAGAGAUGAAGAUAUUGCUAACAUCACGGGCAUUAAUGGAGAACAUUUGGGCAGCAGAAAUAAUGCAGAUGUUGAAGCUAUUCGAUUGACAGAUGAUUGGUUGACGGAAAUACCAUCCUGCUUUGACCACUUUUUUCCAAACAUUCAUUUCUUUUUCAUGAGGGAUAAUCCACUUAAAGCAGUCAAUUCAAAUCAACUACAACAGUUUCCUAAUUUGGAAUAUUUGUGGCUACAUCAAAAUCAAAUCGAAACCAUUGAAGUGAACGCAUUUACUUACACGCCAGCAUUGCGUGCAAUUCGUUUGAGUGGGAAUAAGUUUAAGACGAUCCCAUACAACGCAUUUCAACCUUUGUAUUUGAAAGUUUUGCGAAUGUCGAGAAACAUCUGCAUUAACGAUGCAGCAGAAACGCCUGAAGAUGUGAACAAAUUAAUAGCAAAAAUUUAUAUUUUAUGUUCACCAUUAGGUGAUACCAUUCAAACCUCGAAACAUAUUAAUGAUGAGAUAAUGCCAAAACAAAAUGACUUGGUUAAAGCAAUAACAGAUUUGCAAGUAGAAACUAAAAUUAUGAAUGAUGAAGUUUUAGAAAUGGAAGGAGAUGUGACAGAUUUGCUAUUGAAAGAUCCAAAUUUGGUGGAAAAUCUAGAAAAUUUUAAAAUUGAAAUGGAUAAAGAACACGAGAAUGUUAAUAAAAGAAUAAAUUCUAUGGAAGAAAUAGUCAAUAAAAUUGCAAUACCUCUAAAUAAAGGCAGCAUAACACGAGAUUAUUGUUCUCGAAGGAGUGAAGGCUAA
This is a messenger RNA of Clunio marinus, 933 nucleotides long. The record is from the annotation of a GenBank genome assembly. Lineage: Eukaryota; Metazoa; Arthropoda; Insecta; Diptera; Chironomidae.